Molecule: messenger RNA, 1390 nt
Organism: Anoplopoma fimbria (sablefish)
Lineage: Eukaryota; Metazoa; Chordata; Actinopteri; Perciformes; Anoplopomatidae
Exons: 4
Coding region: 138-1034 (298 amino acids)
Cellular component (GO): nucleoplasm; cytoplasmic stress granule
Molecular function (GO): RNA binding
Source: RefSeq, a predicted model, not a curated record
ACUUCCUGUCCCACCCACAUUCUCGUGUCGCUUCCGGGUGGCCAUACAAGACUCAUCCAGCGAGCCGUCGUUUUCUGAACGCUGUAAACAAAAGUUACAAAACGGUUAAGCUUCCACAACACGUCAAACGAAAAGACAUGCAUAUCAAAACAGGUACAUGGGAAGCCAGCAACACCGUGUGUGAGUCCGAUACCCUGUGUGAUCCAGCAGUCCUUGUUGCAGCCACCAACUCUGAGCCACACAUUCGCAACCGCCGCCUGUCUCCCGGCUCAGGCAACUGUGGAGGAGGUGGAGGCGGAGGCUGCAUCUCCGGAGGUGACCAACAGCCCCGGCAGCUUUCACCCGAAGGCGGCCUGAUCGGACCCGGCUACACCCACACCUUCUUCAGCUUCCGCAGGGAAAAAGAUCGCAAGGGCCAGCAGCACAAAGGCCGCAGCCUUCGCAGGGAAAGUCAGAAGGGAGUCGGCCGAGCGAGCGAGCGGCCUCAAAAGGUUAACCAAAAGGACAGGUGGGUGGAGGACAGUCUGUCACUGCUCAAGCCCCCACCUGCCUUCCCGGUGCAGGAUAGCCCCGCCAAGCUGCAGCCUGCCGUCAGCUACGCGUCCAAGGUGAAGGCGGGAGCAGCAAGCGGAGGGCUGGAGGAGGACCGCCCUGCCAUCGGUGUGCUGCUACAGAACCAGUGGGGUCUCAGUUUUAUCAGCGAGGCGAGGCCGGCCACAGAGGCCUCCAGCCCUCGACCCGCUACCAACGCCCUCCCUCCUCAGUCCACAGACGCCGAACAGUCAGCAAACCUACAGUUCGAGACAGUUCUCCCAGUCCAGCUUCCAGACACGCCUGUUCCUGUCGCUGCCUCUGUCACCCCCACCACACGCCCAGAGGCAGACGAGAGCAACGGGAAGCUGCUUCUUAGUUGUCGCCAUCUAGUGGAGGCUUUGAACUAUCACAGUAGAGAAUGGAACGCUAUCUGCAACAAACAGAAAAAAGUUCCAAAAAAGGUCUUCUGGUACAAGGACACCAAGGAGCACCCAGCCUAGCAGUGUGAGACACCUAAAGUAUAUAUAAACACAUAUACAACACACACCUACAUGCACAUUAAAACACGUAAAGAUGGACAAAUGUAUGAGUCCCGUUCACACACACUGCACUCAGGAUGAUGUCUUCACGCAAAGCCACACUGAGACACUUUGGACUAACUCCUUUGAGAUCUUACAGCAAUGGACUUUUUUAACGCCUUACAGAAAGCCUGCCUUAAUAAUCAGACCUGUUUUCAUCGCCUCUCAAUACCAUUUUUAGCUUGUAUGUGUAGAGCUGGUCUUUUUUUUCUUUUCUUUUUUUAAACAAUCUCUGCUGAGCUGUAAUUUAAUUUCCCCCCCUUUUUUUUUUUUUUUUU